UAUGUUCAUGAGUAUCAGUGUCGGUGUGGACAGCUUCAGUGAAGGAUGUACGAACUGGAGAGGAAGAACCUGCAGCUCUACAGCCGCUAUGUCACCCAAUUCCUACGACCCUCGUACAUCCAAGAUUUUAUGAGAGUGUACCUGGAUACAGAGUCUGUACAGAAGAUCGUUUCGCAGGAGGGGAGGGGUUCAGUGUCAGUAGCAGCACAGAUGCUGCUGGAGAAGAUGUUGAACCUGCAGGAGGAAGGAUGGUUUCAGGCUUUUCUGGACAUACUGUUGGCUUCAGAAUACACAGGACUGCACCGAGCGAUUAAGGAGUGGGACUUUGAAGAACUAAAUGAUCUGGAGCCUCACAGAAAGCUGCUGGAUAGAAUCGAGAUGUCCAUCACCAGGAACAUGAAGCCCAGAGAGCUUCUACCUCACAUGAACGAGUGUCUCACUGAUCGAGAGUGUGAGGAGAUUCGAGCGGUGGAGGAUAAUAAAGGUUGUAUUGCAGCGAGUGAGCGGUUGUUGGAGAGUCUGAGACACUGUGAUAAACCCAACUGGUUUAAAACACUGAAGCUCGCGCUGGAGGCCUGCAGCCAGAAACUCGCUCUACAACUACUGGAACCUGACAGUAACAGCAAGUGUGUGGAGGAGUGUGAGGAGAGUAUGGAUUGCACCCAAACGGUGUGUUUUGAGUACAGAGAGGAUGGAGAGAGUAACGAUGACCUGAUGAGCAGUAACGAGAUGAUGGUCACUGAGGAACACAGCGAGGGUGCAGGUUCAGAGGCUGCUGUAGAGAGAGCUACAGAGAGGAAGCUGAGAGAGUAUCAGAAAGAACUGGCCAGGGACGCCUGCUCCGGUCACAACACCAUCAUCUGCGCCCCCACAGGCUGUGGAAAGACCAUCGUUGCCUUGGAGAUUUGUGAGAAUCACCUGAAGAAAUUUCCCCAGAAGGCAAAGGUUGUUUUCAUGGCAACCAAGGUGGAGGUUUAUAUGCAGCAGUACAAACUGUUCAAGGAUCACUUCAGUAAGGAUACAGACAUCAGCGUGAUCGGUCUGUGCGGCGACAAGGGGGACAUGUCCCUGUCCACCCUGCUGACCAGUUACGACGUGCUGGUGCUGACCCCUCAGAUCCUGGUGAACGCUCUGGAUCGCGGCGAGGUUUCGUCCCUGCACACCUUCACCCUGCUGCUGCUGGACGAGUGCCACAACACCACGGGCAAACACCCGUACAACAUCAUCAUGAACCGCUACAUCGACGCCAAGCACUCGCCGGACACACGGCGGCUCCCUCAGGUGGUGGGUUUGACCGCGUCGGUUGGUAUAGGGACCUUUAAAACCGAGCAGGAGGCCGAGAUGAACAUCUGCCAGCUGUGUGCCAACCUGGAUGCCCGGCUCAUCUCCACGGUUACCGAGCACGUCGAGGAGCUGAGAUCGUUCGUGUACGUACCUGAGAAAGAUUUCUUUCAGGUGCCACAGCGAACCUCAGACCCCUUUAUCCUCAUCAUCAGCAGCAUCAUGAAGGACAUCGAACGCCUCGCCAUGAGUGUCCACAAUAUCGGGGGUCUCUCUCAGGUGCAGAGGGGAGAUUUUGGCAGUCAGAUGUACGAGCAGUGGAUCGUUGACGUGCAGAAACAGUGCAAACUGCUGCAGCUGCAGGAUCCGGAGGAAGAGAAGCGGAUCUGCAGGGCGCUGUACACCUACACCGAACAUCUCCGGAAAUAUAACGACGCCCUGAUCAUUAACGAGGACGCUCGAGCUAAAGACGCGCUGGACUACCUGGACCUGUUCAUCCAGGACAUCGACAACGCCGCCUACGAUGAGAACGAGCGCCGGCUGGCCGACCUGUUCCGUGCUCAGCAUCAGAAGCUGCUGCAUUUAGCCACGGAGGGGAACGAGAACCCCAAACUACAGGAGCUCAAGUUCAUCCUGGAUGAAGAAUAUCGUAACAACAAGCAGACCCGCACCGUCCUCUUCGUCAGGACCCGCGCCCUCGCAGACGCCAUGAAGAAGUGGAUUGAGGAAACAGAUUCUCUGAAGUUCCUGAAGCCUGGAGUUCUGAUCGGGAGAGGAAGGAGGUCACAGCUGAUGGGCUCAGGUAUGACUCUGCCGGGGCAGAAGGGCGUCCUCGAGUCCUUCAAAAGUUCGGAUGACAGUAAGAUCCUCAUCGCCACUUCUGUCGCUGACGAGGGGAUCGAUAUCCCACAAUGCAACCUGGUGCUCAUGUACGAGUACGUCGGCAAUGUUGUCAAGAUGGUUCAGGUCCGAGGGCGGGGCAGGGCACAGGGCAGUAGGUGUUUCCUGAUCUCCAGUGGGCCGGAGCGCAUUAAUAAAGAGAAGCUGAACAUGGCCCGAGAGAAGCUGGUGGAAGCGGCGAUCACCAACCUGCAGCACUCACUCACUCAACUACAGGCCCAGGUGGACCGGUUCCAGAGGGAGGACAUGGCGAGGAGAGCUCAUGUCCAGUCGAUUGUUGAGAAACCUCGGACUGAGGGAAGUUACAUGCUGCUGUGUGCCAAGUGCAGGAAGUUCACCUGCUACAGCGACGACCUGCGUGUGCUGCAGAAAUCCCACCACAUAGUUCUGGAUCGCUCCAUAUUCGAGCGCUGCAUCACCAAACCCUACGAGAAGAUCAAAGUCUUUGAUGGAAUCUCAAAAAAUAAGAAGAUGUUCUGUGCAAACUGUAAUCGUGAGUGGGGCAUCACCGCCUCCUACAUGUCUAUACAGGAUCUGCCGGUGUUGAAGAUCGAGGGCUUCAUCUUUAAGGAUCUCGUUACAGAGAAGCUGCAGGUGUUUAGGAAGUGGCGCGAUGUGACGUUUAAAAUGAAAGAGUUCGAUGUGACGGAGAAGACGGUCAGCACCUGGGAGCCCAGAACAUAAAGAACAUACAAGAACAACAACAAAAAACCAAAAGAACAUACAAGAACAGAAAAGAACAGAAAAAAAACAAAGUUCAUAAAGAACAGAAAAGAAUAAUGAAAUAAGUCAUAUUAUAUGCAUACAUGGAUCCAAAACUACACACACACACACACACAUUUAUAUAAACACAUACACAAACAUACACACACACAUUUAUAUAAACACACACACACAUACACAUCUAUAUAUACACACACGUUUGACAGUGGUGGGUUUUAAUCUACUACUGUUACUGUGUGUGUGUUUUUUACUGUAGAGUGUGUGUGUGUGUGUGUGUGUUACUGUAGAGUGUGUGUGUGUGUUACUGUAGUGUGUGUGUGUGUGUGUGUUACUAUAGUGUGUGUUUGUUACUGUAGAGUGUGUGUGUGUUACUGUAGUGUGUGUUUGUUACUGUAGAGUGUGUGUGUGUGUGUGUGUGUGUGUUACUGUAGUGUGUGUUUGUUACUGUAGAGUGUGUGUGUGUGUGUGUGUGUGUUACUGUAGGUGUUUAUUGUGUUUAUGUUUCACAUGAAAGUAAAAAUAAUAAAAAUGAUUUGAAUCUUU
Trichomycterus rosablanca is the source of this 3447-nucleotide messenger RNA. It is a transcript of the gene rigi, whose product is annotated as RNA sensor RIG-I. The coding region runs from base 46 to 2865 and encodes 939 amino acids. The record is from RefSeq and is a predicted model, not a curated record. Lineage: Eukaryota; Metazoa; Chordata; Actinopteri; Siluriformes; Trichomycteridae. Gene Ontology annotation, biological process: cytoplasmic pattern recognition receptor signaling pathway; antiviral innate immune response. Gene Ontology annotation, cellular component: cytoplasm. The transcript is spliced from 19 exons. Gene Ontology annotation, molecular function: double-stranded RNA binding; zinc ion binding; single-stranded RNA binding.